UGGGGCCCCGCGCCAUGGCCCGAGCGUCCGGGGCGCGGCGCUGACGGCGACCGGCGGAGCGCGCAAUGCCCAGCAGGACGGGCCCCAAGAUGGACGGGAGCGGCGGCCGCGUCCGCCUAAAGGCGCACUACAGCGGGGACCUCCUCAUCACCAGCUUGGACUCCGCCACCACCUUCGAUGAGCUCUGCGCAGAGGUGCGGGAGAUGUGCCGGCUGCACCCGGGCCACCCGCUCACCCUUAAGUGGGUGGACAAUGAAGGUGACCCCUGCACUGUGUCCUCCCAGAUGGAGCUGGAGGAGGCCUUCCGCCUGUCCUGUCAGCACAAGGACGAAGGGCUCACCCUUCACGUUUUCCCCAGCAUCCCCAAGGAGCCAGGCAUGCCCUGUCCUGGAGAAGACAAAUCCAUCUACCGCCGUGGAGCCAGAAGAUGGCGGAAGCUGUACCGUGCCAACGGCCACCUCUUCCAGGCCAAGCGCUUUAACAGGAGAGCGUACUGCGGCCAGUGCAGCGAGAGGAUAUGGGGCCUCGCGAGGCAGGGCUACAGGUGCAUCCACUGCAAACUGCUGGUUCAUAAGCGCUGCUACGUGCUCGUCCCACUGACCUGCAGCAGGCAUAUGGAUUCCGUCAUGCCUUCCCAGGAGCCUGCAGUGGACGACAAGAGCGAUGACGUGGACCUUCCCUCCGAGGAGAGCGACGGAAUUGCUUAUAUUUCUUCAACCCGGAAACAUGACAACAUUAAAGAUGAUUCUGAGGACCUCAAGCCAGUCAUCGACGGGAUGGACGGGAUCAAGAUAUCUCAGGGGCUCGGGCUGCAGGACUUCGACCUGAUCAGGGUCAUCGGGCGCGGGAGCUACGCCAAGGUCCUGCUGGUACGGCUGAAGAAGAACGACCAGGUCUAUGCCAUGAAGGUGGUAAAGAAGGAGCUGGUCCAUGACGACGAGGAUAUUGACUGGGUACAGACAGAGAAGCACGUGUUUGAGCAGGCAUCCAGCAACCCUUUCCUGGUCGGCUUACACUCCUGCUUCCAGACAACAAGUCGGUUGUUCCUGGUCAUUGAGUAUGUCAACGGGGGCGACCUCAUGUUCCACAUGCAGAGGCAGAGGAAGCUGCCAGAGGAGCACGCCAGGUUCUAUGCUGCUGAGAUUUGUAUCGCACUCAACUUCCUACAUGAGAGAGGGAUUAUCUACCGGGACCUGAAGCUGGACAAUGUCCUCCUUGAUGCCGACGGCCACAUCAAGCUGACAGACUACGGCAUGUGCAAGGAAGGCCUGGGCCCCGGUGAUACAACAAGCACUUUCUGUGGAACCCCGAACUACAUCGCCCCCGAAAUCCUGCGGGGAGAAGAGUAUGGGUUCAGCGUGGACUGGUGGGCGCUGGGCGUGCUGAUGUUCGAGAUGAUGGCAGGCCGCUCCCCCUUCGACAUCAUCACUGACAACCCCGACAUGAACACUGAAGACUACCUUUUCCAAGUCAUCCUGGAGAAGCCCAUCCGGAUCCCCCGGUUCCUGUCCGUCAAGGCCUCCCACGUGUUGAAAGGAUUUUUAAACAAGGACCCCAAGGAGAGGCUUGGCUGCCGGCCGCAGACUGGAUUUUCCGAUAUCAAGUCUCACGCCUUCUUCCGCAGUAUAGACUGGGACCUGCUGGGGAAGAAGCAGGCCCUCCCUCCCUUCCAGCCGCAGAUCACGGACGACUAUGGCCUGGACAACUUCGAUACGCAGUUCACCAGCGAGCCGGUGCAGCUGACUCCCGACGAUGAGGACGUAAUCAAGAGGAUCGACCAGUCGGAGUUUGAAGGGUUCGAGUACAUCAACCCACUGCUGCUGUCCACCGAGGAGUCCGUGUGAGGCGCCGCGCUCUCAUCGUGGACGCGUGGACGGCCCUGGCCCUGACCCCUGCGCAUGCAUGCGGGGCCGGGCGUGGGCGGGUGCCCAGGGCAGAACAGCCUCCCCGUGCGGCCCAUGGGCCUCAGGCCCAGAGGAACUUACUUCUCGUGCCUGCGCCGCGGGGGCCGUGGUGACCGUGUCUGAGGGAGAAACUGCCCCCAACUUCGAAGGUGCACACUUUCCACACAAGCAGAACUGACCUGCUCCACCGGGAGUUGGCCUGUAAUGUCCCGAGGAAUAAAGUGUCCCUCUGA
This is a messenger RNA of Budorcas taxicolor (takin), 2137 nucleotides long. RefSeq names its product protein kinase C zeta (gene PRKCZ). Gene Ontology annotation, biological process: protein phosphorylation. Bases 66 to 1844 code for a protein of 592 amino acids. Gene Ontology annotation, molecular function: ATP binding; protein serine/threonine kinase activity; protein binding. The transcript is spliced from 18 exons. The record is from RefSeq and is a predicted model, not a curated record. NCBI's taxonomy places the organism in Eukaryota, Metazoa, Chordata, Mammalia, Artiodactyla, Bovidae.